CCGGUUUCCAGAAAAGCCAGUACACCUCAUAAUGUCUUGGCGACCGAAGCGGACUCACACUCUCCAGACCCGGAGGAGACCGGUCCUGAGGCCCCCAACCCUCCUCCUACUGCUCUUGGGGGCCCUGGCCCUGACCGAGACCCAGGCGGGCCCCCACUCGCUGAGAUACUUCGACACCGCCGUGUCCGGGCCCAACCGCGGGGAUUACCGGUACAUCGCCGCCGGCUACGUGGACGACACACAGUUCCUGCGGUUCGACAGCUACGACAGGAGCCAGAGCCCGGCGCCGCCGCUGGUGCAGCAGCCCUGGGCGGUGGAGGAGCCGCAGUACUGGGAGCGGCACGCGCAGAACGCCAGGGACAACGCACAGAAUUUCCGAGUGAGCCUGACCAACCUGCGCGGCUACUACAACCAGAGCGAGAAGGGGUCUCACACCAUCCAGUGGUUGUACGGCUGCGACACGGGACCCGACGGGAGCUUCCUCCGCGGGUACUCUCAAUUCGCCUACGACGGCACCGACUACCUGUCUCUGAACGAGGACCUGCGCUCCUGGACCGCGGCGGACGCUGCGGCUCAGAUCACCCGGCGCAAGUGGGAGGAGGCGGGUGAGGCGGAGCACUACAGGGCCUACCUGGAGUGGGACUGCGUACAGUGGAUCCGCAGAAACCUGGAGAGGCUGCAGCGCGCAGAUCCUCCAAAGACACACUUGACCCAUCAUCCCAUCUCUGAGCAUGAGGUCACCCUGCGGUGCUGGGCCCUAGGCUUCUACCCUGCGGAGAUCACCCUGACCUGGCAGCAUGAUGGAGAGGAUAAGACCCAAGACAUGGAGCUUGUGGAGACCAGACCUGGGGGGGACGGGACCUUCCAGAAGUGGGUGGCCGUGGUGGUGCCUUCUGGAGAGGAGCAGAGAUACAUGUGCCAUGUGCAGCAUGAGGGGCUGCCCAAGCCCCUGACCCUGAGAUGGGUGCCACCUUCUCAGGCCAGAGAUGGCCUGGUCCUCCUUGGAGCUGUGGUCACUGGAGCUGUGGUCACUGGAGCUGUGGUCGUUGGAGCUGUGAUGUGGAGGAGGAAGCUGUCAGGGCCCUGGACUAGGGAUCCCUCCAGUACCUCAUGGCUCUGCCUCCUCUCUGAUGUGUCUGUCACGUAGCUUCUAAAGGGUGAGACAGCUGCUUCCAGCAAAUCAGUGAUGGAAGAUUCUUCACACACACACACACACACACACACACACACACACCCCAACCCUGCGUAUGUGACUUCAGGAACAUCUUUCUCUUUCUGCAAAGGGCAUCUGAAUGUGUGUGCGUUCCUAUCAGCAAAAUAUGAGGAAGUGCGAGGCUGGCCUUCACGUGCCCACCAUGACCCCUCCCCACACUUUCCUGUCCAGCAGAGGGGAGCUGGGCCCUCCCCUUCCCUGGGUUUACUUUGUGAAUAUGCACUUGUUUUUUCAUUUCUUUCCAUGAAGCAUUGAUGGGUUAAUUAAAGGAAAAGAUCCUAAAGUUUGAGAUGACAUGAAUGGAAGCACCAAGUCAAGUACUUUCCAGAAUCUGUGUGUUUACUGUGCUGAGUCUGUUGCCAGGAGAUGGGCCUGUGCGGACUGAGUGUGGUUGGAGCCUGUGCCCAGUCAGUGCUCAGUGAACCGUGGGCUUUGACAUUGUCACUCUUCAGCUGGGUCACCUCUCUGCCCCUUGGUCCUUGUCCCAAGAGGACCUGUAGUCUCAGGAACUCAAACAACCCUCAGGCCUUGUAAAUUGUCGCAAUGAAGAACAUCUCCAGGACUGUGGGCUGCGAGGGCCUGGUGGGGCCAGAUCAUCAUAGGCUCAGGCCUGGGUCUGGGUGUUUAUUUGCAGUUUCUUUGUUUCUAUAGAGAGCAGUGUGACUGUUUUUGUUCCUGUUAGGAAUUCUGGUCUCACUCUUUCGGUGUCCCCUAUCUGUCAGCAGCUGCAGGUGUUUUCCCUGUCAUUAUGCCCACAAGGCCCAGAGGGUCCCUGCGCACAGGAGUCUGUGGUAUGGAGACACAAAAUUUUAGUCAUCCUGCUCUUGCCUCCUCCUGGGCCUUCACUGUUUUUCCCAUCUUUUCCUAAACUCUCAAAGGAACCAGUUUAGGAAUUAGCAGAGAGGAGGAUCCUGUAGUUUCUCAUCUCAGACAAGUUCCUGUUGGAACUUUGCUCUGUUUACCUGCCCUCUCUCCCCACCCUUUGCUCUAGCGCUGGCUUCAGCAAGAACUCAGGGACCCACAAAGCACAGUCUACUUUAGAUUUAGGGAGAGCAGCACUGUGGGAGAAGUGCGAGUGCAUGGAUGUCAGUGUGAAUGCACGAUGUGCUGUAGCUGCCACAGAACAGCUGUGGUCUGAGGCCACAUUAACAAAGACCCUGGUCUAGCAUAGGAAGGUGCUCUACACUAACU
Messenger RNA from Phyllostomus discolor (pale spear-nosed bat), 2404 nucleotides. Its product is annotated as class I histocompatibility antigen, Gogo-OKO alpha chain-like. Gene Ontology annotation, biological process: antigen processing and presentation of endogenous peptide antigen via MHC class I via ER pathway, TAP-independent; antigen processing and presentation of endogenous peptide antigen via MHC class Ib; positive regulation of T cell mediated cytotoxicity. Gene Ontology annotation, cellular component: external side of plasma membrane. Gene Ontology annotation, molecular function: signaling receptor binding; peptide antigen binding. The record is from RefSeq and is a predicted model, not a curated record. The transcript is spliced from 7 exons. NCBI's taxonomy places the organism in Eukaryota, Metazoa, Chordata, Mammalia, Chiroptera, Phyllostomidae. The coding region runs from base 32 to 1147 and encodes 371 amino acids.